Rubroshorea leprosula is the source of this 1805-nucleotide messenger RNA. The record is from the annotation of a GenBank genome assembly. NCBI's taxonomy places the organism in Eukaryota, Viridiplantae, Streptophyta, Magnoliopsida, Malvales, Dipterocarpaceae.
GAAGUAAACCCAGAGAAGGUUGAGGCCGUUCAGCAGAUGGAACCGCCAAGGACUGUCAAAGACGUGCAGCGUUUGGGAGGUCGUGUCGCUGCGCUGCACAGGUUUAUAGCCAGGUCGGCAGAAAGAUGCCUCCCGUUCUUCAAGGCCCUGCGAGAGCCCAAGAAUUUUCAAUGGACCGACACGUGUCAGCAGGCCUUUGACGAGCUCAAACAAUACUUAGCGUCAGCGCCCCUGCUACACAAGCCUGUGGAAGGAGAAAGCUUGUAUCUGUAUUUAGGGGUUACAGCAGAGGCGAUUAGCUCGGUCCUACUCAGGGAAGAGAAUAAGAACCAGAAGCCUAUCUGUUAUGUAAGCAAAGUCUUACAAGGUGCAGAGCAGAACUAUCCAUUAGCAGAAAAGGCGGCGUUUGCCCUGGUGUACACAGCUCGUAAGCUGAGGGCUUAUUUCCAGUCACACCAGAUUGUUGUCUAUACCGAUUUGCCGUUGAGAAAAAUACUGCAGAAACCUGAACUCUCAGGUCGGCUCGUCGGAUGGAGCAUCGAGCUGAGUGAAUAUGACCUCAAAUUCCAGCCGCGCACAACCAUAAAAGGCCAGGCCGUCGCGGACUUUCUGGGAUCAGGUGCUGGAGCUGUGUUAGUGGGUCCAGAUGGCUUUAGGUCUGAGCAUGCACUAAGAUUUAAGUUUCAGACGACUAAUAACGCUGCUGUGUAUGAAGCUCUCAUCUAUGGAUUGAAAUUAGCGUCCGAGCUGAGGGUACAGAGCAUCCAAGUUUUCAGUGAUUCUCAGCUCGUGGUGGGCCAGGUAAAUGGCAGUUGUGAAGUUAGGGAUCCCCAGCUUGGCCGAUACACCUCUGUGGUUAACAGAUUGAAGUCAAAAUUUGCUUCAUUUCAGAUCGAGAAAAUACCAAGAGCUGACAACCAUCGAGCUGACGAGCUAUCAAAGUUGGCCUCCUCGCAGGACUUCAGCCCUCAGAGGUCAACCAUCGUCGAAGUGCUGGACGCCCCGAGCUACACUGAUUUCACGGUCGAGUGUCAGCUACUAAGCACAGAUCCCUCCACGCCGAGCUGGACCACCCCGCUUAUAAAUUAUCUGCAAAGUGGCGAGCUACCUGAAGAUCUGUUUGCUGCAAGAUUGGUUAAACGAAGGGCAGCACAUUUCACUUUGUUAGAUGACCAGCUCUACAAACGAGCAGCCUCUAUGCCCCUAUUGCGCUGUCUCUCUCCUUAUGAAGCUGAGUACGCUGUGAGAGAAAUCCAUGAAGGAGUGUGCGGCAUGCACAUCGGAGGCAAAACCUUAUCUCGGAAGCUCCUGAGGCAUGGGUAUUACUGGCCAACUAUGGUUGAGGACGCACAGAACUAUGUCAAAAAAGAAAACCUAGACCUAGUGGAGGAAGUCAGGGAAAUGGCUCGAAUUAGGAACAUGGCACACCAAAGUCGUGUGGCAAAGUUUUAUAAUAAGAGGGUGCGAGCUCGACAGUUUCAGGUCGGCGAUCUGGUUCUACGCAAAGCUGGAUUAACCAAUGCCUAUUCGCAUAUGGGCAAGCUCGCCCCUAAUUGGGAAGGCCCUUAUAUGGUUAUUAAUAUUAAACGACCUGGGUGUUAUCAACUAGCAGAUUUACAAGGUCGUCCGUUGUCGUUCAUCUGGAACAUACAUAAUCUUAGAAAGUUCUACAGUUAGCGUGUAUGUUAUGAAUGUUUAGGUCGUUAUUGAUCAUUUGUAAAUAGUGAUAUACUAAACAUUCAGCACAUAAACAUUGAAGCAAAAGAUUCGGAUUUAUAUUUCAUCAAUGAAAUUUUACAUGAGUG